Messenger RNA from Venustampulla echinocandica, 6687 nucleotides. RefSeq lists its product as uncharacterized. NCBI's taxonomy places the organism in Eukaryota, Fungi, Ascomycota, Leotiomycetes, Helotiales, Pleuroascaceae. The coding region runs from base 1 to 6687 and encodes 2228 amino acids. The record is from RefSeq and is a predicted model, not a curated record. The transcript is spliced from 3 exons. Gene Ontology annotation, molecular function: zinc ion binding; nucleotide binding; single-stranded DNA 3'-5' DNA exonuclease activity. Gene Ontology annotation, cellular component: epsilon DNA polymerase complex; nucleus. Gene Ontology annotation, biological process: DNA replication; nucleotide-excision repair, DNA gap filling; leading strand elongation.
AUGCCCGGACCGCGGCUGCCAAAAAAUGGCUAUCGGCGAGGAGGAAAGAAUGCCUACCACGGGCCCUCAAAAACUAAAACCUUCACAUCUUCGAACCGCAAUGAAGCUACCUCUGCAGAUGAAAAGCGCGAGGCCGUCAAGCUCGCGGACUCAAUCGAUGAGUCCAUGGGUUUCGCACGCUACGAUUCUGGCAAGAAGAAAGUCGGCUGGCUCUGCAAUCUCAAGCCGACGACUAUAGAGGACGAAAAAAUUGCGGAUGGAAGGGCGGGCUUGGAUUGCUACUUUAUAGAAGAGGAUGGUGGGACGUUCAAGGCCACGCUUGAGUAUGAUCCGUAUUUCUUGGUUGCGGUCAAGAGGGGUCAUGAACCAGAAGCAGAGGAAUGGAUAAAAAGAGCGCCUGGAGGGGGCGUGGUAAAAAGCCUGAGGAAGGUCGAGAAGGAGGAUUUACAGAUGCCCAAUCAUUUGCUGGGCUAUCGCAGGACCUUUUUUGAGCUCAGAUUUCAUAAUGUCAGCGAUCUGCUAGCAGCUAGGAGAGAUAUCAUGCCCAUUGCAGAGAAGAACAAGAAGAAUAUGAAUGCGAUGGAUACUUAUGCGGAGGUUGCUAGUGCAAAUGCAGGAUUUGACCUCUUUGAUGACGACCGAGAUGACGAUAGACGACUUAAUGCUUCUGUUACGGAUGGCAGCGAUUUCAUUGUGGAUAUACGGGAAUGGGAUGUACCAUAUCAUGUGCGGGUAAUGAUAGACAUGGAUAUACGGACGGGCAAAUGGUAUACGGUGGAGGCAAAACAUGGCCAUACAACCAUGAAAUGUUUAGAGGAGCGACUUCAACGAGCAGAUCCAGUGGUGAUGGCCUACGAUAUCGAGACGACGAAAUUGCCUCUGAAAUUCCCAGAUGCGGCGAUUGACCAGAUUAUGAUGAUCUCUUAUAUGAUUGAUGGGCAAGGUUUUCUUAUCACGAACCGAGAGAUUGUAUCCGAAGAUAUCGAGGACUUCGAGUACACCCCCAAACCAGAAUACGAUGGCCCCUUCAUGAUUUUCAACGAGCCGGAUGAAAAAGCAGUCAUCGAACGAUUCUUUCUACAUAUCAAGGAAGCACGGCCGACUGUUAUAGCAACUUAUAACGGAGAUUUCUUCGAUUGGCCCUUUGUUGAUGCGCGCUCGAGUGUUAAUGGCAUUGACAUGUACCAGGAAAUAGGCUGGAGGAAAGGCACCGAUGAUCAAUAUUGCUGUGACUAUAGUGCUCAUAUGGAUUGUUUUCAUUGGGUCAAUCGAGACAGUUAUUUACCGCAAGGUAGCCGAGGUUUGAAAGCGGUCACGACAGCCAAACUUGGAUAUGAUCCCGACGAGUUGGAUCCGGAAUUGAUGCUUCGGUAUGCAAGUGAGCGCCCUCAGACCCUUGCGGAAUACUCGGUAUCAGAUGCAGUGGCAACAUAUUAUCUGUAUAUGAAAUAUGUACACCCUUUCAUCUUCUCCUUGUGUACGAUCAUUCCACUCGGACCGGAUGCCGUCCUCAGGAAAGGAACAGGGACGCUUUGCGAAAUGCUGCUCAUGGUCCAGGCUUAUCAGAAGGAGAUAGUGCUACCAAAUAAACAUGUCUCACCGAAGGAGUCCUUCUGGGAAGGCCAUCUUUUGGAGUCGGAAACUUACGUUGGCGGGCAUGUCGAGAGUAUAGAGGCUGGAGUUUUCCGAGCUGAUAUCCCCGUUAAUUUCGCGGUUGAUACCACAGCAAUUGACGAGCUUCUACACGACCUGGACGCUGCUCUGAAGUUCAGCAUCACGGUCGAAGAAAAGAAAUCGCUGGAUGAUGUUACGAAUUACGACGAGGUAAAGCAAGAAAUCACAGAUCGGCUGAACAGCCUCAAGAUCACCGCCAAUCGAAGCGAGCGGCCUCUGAUCUACCAUCUAGAUGUCGCAUCUAUGUAUCCCAAUAUCAUGACCACCAAUCGAUUACAGCCGGAUUCCAUGAUUCAAGAGUCGGACUGCGCGGCUUGCGACUUCAAUAGACCGGGAAAGACCUGCGACAGGCGCAUGCCCUGGGCUUGGAGGGCAGAGUACCUCCCAGCAAAACGCGACGAGUAUCUUAUGAUCAGAAACUCGCUUGAGAACGAAAGGUUCCCUGGAAAAUAUCCUACUAGCCCCCCCCGAACGUUUCAAGAACUACCAGCGGAUGAACAAGCAUCUCUUAUCCGAAAACGGCUCCAGAUUUAUAGCCAGAAAAUUUACCACAAGAUACACGAGUCGAAGACUAUUGAGCGAGAGGCUAUAAUUUGCCAACGAGAAAAUCCGUUUUAUAUCAAUACCGUCAGAGAUUUCAGGGACAGACGAUAUGAUUACAAAGGGAAACAGAAAGUCUGGAAGGGGAAAACGGAGGAGCUCAAAGCAUCCGGUGCCUCGCCUGCUGAGAUUGAAAACGGCAAAAAGAUGGUUAUUUUAUUCGACUCCCUGCAGCUGGCGCACAAGGUCAUUCUGAAUUCCUUCUACGGAUAUGUGAUGAGGAAAGGUUCUCGGUGGUAUUCCAUGGAAAUGGCUGGUGUGACGUGUUUGACAGGGGCACAUAUUAUUCAAAUGGCCAGGCAGCUUGUCGAGCGAAUUGGCCGUCCCCUGGAACUGGAUACUGACGGGAUUUGGUGCAUGUUGCCUGCGACAUUCCCAGAAAACUAUGGAUUCAAACUAAAAAGUGGGAAGAAGCUCGCCAUUUCAUACCCCUGUGUCAUGUUGAACCAUCUCGUCCACGCAAAAUUCACCAACCACCAGUACCAGACGCUAGUUGAUUCGAAGACAUUUAAAUACGCGACUCACAGCGAUAACUCAAUUUUCUUCGAAGUUGACGGGCCGUACCGAGCAAUGAUUUUACCUACUUCUAAAGAGGAGGAUAAGAAUCUGAAGAAACGUUAUGCUGUGUUUAAUGAUGAUGGAAGUCUCGCAGAGUUAAAAGGUUUCGAAGUCAAGCGGAGAGGGGAGCUUAAACUUAUUAAAAUCUUCCAGCAGCAGAUUUUCAAGUUCUUCCUGGAAGGGACAACGCUUGCCGAGACUUACAGCGCCGUUGCAAAAGUAGCAAACCAAUGGUUGGACGUGCUUCACUCUAAAGGCCGGACGCUUGCAGACGAGGAACUGAUCGAUCUUAUUUGCGAGAAUAGGAGCAUGUCGAAAACGCUGGAAGAAUAUGGGACGCAGAAAUCGACUUCUAUCACCACUGCCAAACGCCUCGCCGAUUUCUUAGGAGAGCAGAUGGUAAAAGACAAAGGCUUGAAUUGCAAGUACAUUAUCUGCGCAAAACCGAAAAACGCCCCUGUUACUGAACGGGCCAUUCCCGUGGCAAUAUUCUCGGCGGAUAGUUUGAUAAAGAGGGCUUUCUUGAAGAAAUGGCUGAAAGAAGAUCCUGCGGACAUGGACCCGAGAUCCCUUUUGGAUUGGGAUUACUAUCUUGAGCGUCUCGGUUCAGUCAUUCAGAAACUGAUCACCAUUCCAGCUGCAUUGCAGAAAGUGAGGAAUCCCGUUCCAAGAGUACCUCAUCCGGAGUGGUUGCAGCGAAGAAUCAAUGUCAAGGAUGACAAGAUGAAACAGAAGAAAAUGACAGACUUGUUUAACAAAGUCGCCCCCUUGGACGAAAUAGCCAAUCUGGGAAAUGCAAGGACGGCUGAUAUGGAAGACUACGGGACUAAACUUCUCAAACCCAGGACUCUUGACGCUGCUCUGUCACAGGUUUCGCAGAAAGCGCAGAAGCGGAAGUCUCCAGAGCCCGCUGCUCCCGUCUCGGUCAACCCAUACGCAGCUCUGCCCGACAAGAUGCCCAUCCCCACAGAGGAUUAUCUCGGCUUCCUUGAAUAUCAGAAACAGAAGUGGAAGAUUCAAAAACAAGCACGGAUUCGGCGCCGGCAUCUAUUCGGCGAGAGCCGCGUUAGUGCCCAGAACAACAUUGGUGCCACUUUCCGAACCCAAGCUGAGAUGACCUAUAAGAGCACUUGGCAGGUGCUUCAACUCCAGGCCACAGAGAGUCCUGGGGUAUUGAUGGCUUUUGUGCUGAUUGACUUUAAGAUUCACGCCGUUAAGGUCAAGGUGCCAAGACAACUUUUCCUGAACCUGAAGGGCAAGGAACUUCCCGAUAUUGAAAUUGACGGAUGCGAGGCACAGAAAGUAAAUCAUACCUUACCUAAUGGUCAUCCUUCAGUCCACCUUUUCAAACUCACCAUGUCCGAAGACAUUUACGUCAACGAGGCACAAAAGCUCUCACUGUUGUUCAACCACCCGAGCGUUGAAGGCGUCUAUGAGAAGCAGGUUCCAUUACACGUCAGGGCAGUUUUACAACUUGGCAACCUCUGCACCUUUGAUGAAACGCAACCUGGUAUUUUAGGUAAGGGUUUGGAAUCUGGAUUUGAUCUGGCCGGUCUAUGCAGAGCCCCUUCCCAACAACCAUAUCUCUCACAGUCACCUGUCACGUACCUCUACUUGUACCACGUUGUGGCUGGUGAUCGACAGGUUUUUGCGUUAUUUUCAACCGCAAAAGACCAAGCCCAUGUUAUAAUAUUGCAAAAGUCAAAGGAUUCAAACCAGGAUCUCCCGAACAUUGGCAAGAUAUACACAGAUAUGCUUGCAAAACGGAAUCAAGAAGCAGAUGGCCAGUUGUGGCAAAAUUGUUUCUCAUACCAAGAAGCCAUUCAGUUUAAAACACAUCAGGUUACGACAAGACGGAAAGCUCUUCUGGAAGUUAGCGAUCUGAUUAAGCGGAUUCAAAAUGACGAGACAAAGCCGCUUAUGCUUGUUAUCCAAUCACCUCAGCGACGAAUGCUUGUCCAUGAUAUUGCAAUAUUGCGAGAUUUUCCAGUCCUGUCGCUUAAAUGCGAAGUAUCCGAUAGCAACCUGCCACCCCUCCAAUGGCAAGCCUUCGUUGCCAAGCGCCUGGUGAAUCACUACCUCAGUCUUGGAGCAUGGGUCUUGCACCUGACUGAGCUGGCGAGAUAUGGAGAUAUCCCACUCUGCAACCUCGAGCGAGAUGAUCCCCGGUUUCUAAUCGAUAUUGCCUACGCCAGGCGACUUCAGAAGAACAACGUGGUAUUGUGGUGGUCAGGUGGCCCAAGACCAGAUCAUGCUGGAUAUGAACAAGAUGAUGUUCUCGGGCCACUAGAUGUCGUCCAAAUGCCCUCCGUCAAUAACCCCGGCACAUAUCCAUCUGUUUGCAUUGAGCUCGAUGUUCGCAAUCUCACAAUUAAUACUAUCUUGACUUCUUCUCUUAUAAAUGAGCUCGAGGGUAGUGAUUCCGUCUCCUUCAACCCAGCUGCACCAUCAGAUGAACCAAGCGAUGGAACAACCAUUCUGUAUGCCGACAAUACUUUUGCAACCGCAGGCGUCACUGUCCUUCGUGAAAUGGUCAAGGCUUGGUGGACAGAAGCCUGCAAAGGAAGCAAUAUGGCGGAUAUCAUGGUACAGCAUCUCGUACGAUGGGUCGAAAAUCCAGAUUCGUUCCUAUAUGAUCGAUCACUGCAUUACUAUGUGCAAAUGAUGUCCCGAAAAGCUUUUCAACAACUUAUGACAGACUUCCGGAGAGUUGGCUCUCAUGUUGUGUUUGCCAGCGCAAAUCGCUUAUUGUUACAGACUACCAAAGCUGAAGUCGGUAACGCUUAUGCAUACAGCCAGUAUAUACUCAAAUCCAUCAAGGCCAAGCCUCUGUUCCAUUUCCUCGACCUCGAGAUCAAGGAAUAUUGGGACUAUCUUGUUUGGUACGAUGAAUUCAACUAUGGCGGCAAGGCAUGCCAAGAGGUCAUCGAAGCAGAGAAUCAGACUCUUGAUUGUAUUAUGAACUGGCAACUUGCCAAGUUUUUGCCACAGCCCCUUCAACCAAUUUUCCAUGAUUGGGUCGUUGAGUUUAUUGAUGUGAUGCACAAGCUCAAAAGGCCUCGGGCCUUGAAUGGCGUGGAAUCCACUCCCAGAGCAACACAACUGCCAGUCCAGAAUCUCGGCGACGGUAAAGAGGACAAGAUCGUCCUCGGAAGGGAAUUCGAGAAACCCCUCAAGCGCCAAAUCGCAGGUCUUAUACGCCGCCAAAAGGACGAAAUGCUACAUCCUGAACUGGCGUCUGAUUAUGAGUUCCCUGUUCUCCCUGGCUCGCAUCUCAAAUUCAGUAAUCCGGUCCUUCAGCUCGUCAAGUCCCUCAUGCAAGUCCUCUCGCUUGACAAAAAUAUCACUCUGGAAGCACGCCUCCUCCGCAAAGAACUCCUCGCCCUCUUUGAAGUCCGAGAAUUCAGCAACGAUGCACGCUUCGAGAAUCCCUCUGAAAGUCUCAAAAUGCAGCAAAUAAUUUGCGAGAACUGUACGAUGGCCCGCGAUCUGGAUUUCUGCCGCGAUGAGGAUCUGGCCCCCGAAACUAGGACUCCCGCGCAAGAUGCCAGCUCAAGACCUUGGAAAUGCGGAUUUUGUGAUGCUGAGUAUAAUCGUCUCAAUAUUGAGGAGCGAUUAAUUGCCUCUGUGCAGGGUAUGGUUGUUGAAUGGUGCACGCAAGAUUUAAAGUGUAUAAAAUGUAAAGUUAUAAGGGUCAACGAUUUUAUGGAACAUUGUGCUUGUAGUGGGGAGUGGGCGGGGAGUGUGAAACGAGAGGAGAUAGUAAGGAAACUGAGCAUAUAUCGGAAUUUGGCAAGGUUUUAUGGGUUGAGGAUGUUGGAGGAUGUUGCGGAAGGAGUUUGGGGAGGUUUAUAA